ACCACGAGUGAAAGAGAGAGUAGUCACACAACACUUUCAUUGUUGUGGCACCUGUGGCGGCUCCCAGCUGUUUUAUUGCUACCAUCAGCUGUGCUCUUAUCAUCUGUUAUCAUUAACACGUUUACAGAACGGUGAGGAGGCGAAUGAAUAGCUUAUGAUUUAAGAUACUAAUACAUAGAGGAUUCACCACAGCCACAACAUGGUCUCAAAAUACGGUUGGAAGAUUACUGGCUUCCUCUUGAUGGUGUUAGUGGCUGAUAUUGUGCUCCUCGGUAUAUACUUCAGCCUCUGGCAUUCACCCUCCACCCCCGAGCCCUACGACGUCCUCUCCCCCCUCCCGCCAUCGAAUACCCCCCUUGGAGUGUUCAGCAAGGCAGCCGUGGUCAGUCUGGGUGGGCCAUGUGCAGCUAUUGGAAGAGACAUGCUGUCGAGGGGAGGAAGUGCUGUGGACGCUGUCAUUGCCACCCUCCUGUGUGACGGAGUGUGUGUGAUGCAGUCCAUGGGUACAGGCGGUGGCUUCGUCAUGACCAUCUACGACAAACCCUCGGGGGAGACGUUCUCUCUGGUCGCCCGAGAAACUGCUCCUGCGGCCGCCACCCAGAACAUGUACGUCAACCACUCUGACUGGGCCCAACUAGGAGCAAUAUCCGCCGCUAUCCCAGGGGAGUUGAAGGGUUACCAGGAGGCUCACAAGAGGUUCGGUAAACUACCCUGGAGCGACCUGUUCCAACCAACCAUCAAGCUGUGCGAGGAAGGGGUUCCCGUCAACAAAAGACUUGCGGAACACUUCGCUGAAGAAGAGCCUCACAUUCAAGCAAGCCCAACAUUCAAGAGUAUCAUCCUGAAUUCUACCGGAGGUCGCAUACCAGUUGAAGGAGAUCACCUCAAGUUGCCCCUGUUGGCGAAGACGUUGAGAGUUAUAGCAGAAAGUCCCAACAUGGCUGAUGAGCUUUACAAUGGAAGUCUUACCCAGAUGUUUGUGCAAGAUAUACAAGUGGGAGGUGGCAUCAUCACUGAAGAAGACAUGAACAACUUCCAGGUCAGAUGGGAGGAGCCGUACACGGCAUCCCUGUCAGAUGGAAACACCGUGUAUUCUUCUGCUCUCCCAGGAUCUGGAAUUCUAGUGACCUUCAUCUUAAGAGUUCUGGAUGGCCUCCUUCAGUUCGCGUACUCUGACUUGCAAAGGUCUCAGAUGAUCAUCGAAACGUUCAAACACGCCUAUGGACGUCGAACCCACCUGGGAGACCCUCACUUCGUCAAUCAGACCCUCCUCAAUGAGACGAUAACUAUGCUGACGGACGAAGAUGCCAUUUUAGACACCAGGUCUAAGAUCAAGACAAACUGGACCAGCAACAACUACACCUACUAUGGAGGAGAUUACUAUGGUGAAGACCAUGGGACCAACAACAUCGUGGUCGUGGCUCCAGACGGUAGUGCCGUCAGUGUAACGAGCACUCUUAAUCUGCUGUUCGGCAGCAAGUUUGUAUCCACCAGCACGGGUAUUCUCGUGAAUGAUCAGAUGGACGACUUUUCUACACCAGGGAUCGUUAACUACUUCAACAUCCAACCUUCAGAGGCGAAUUUCAUCCAGCCCGGCAAACGCCCGCUGUCAUCGAUGGCUCCCACCAUAGUCGUCGAUAGUCAGGGAGAUGUGAGACUCGUCGUUGGGGGAGCUGGGGGGUCAAAAAUAACAACACAGACAUCUUUGGUUACUAUCAGGAAUCUCUUUCUUGGAAAAAAUAUCAAGGAAGCAAUCGACAUGCCAAGAUUUCAUCACCAAUUGGUUCCAAUGAAUAUAUCUUAUGAGUAUGGUGUUCUGCAGGAGAUCGUGGAUGGUUGGCACGCCAUUGGCCACACCACCAAACGAGUUGCCAAGUCAGAUUUCUUGGCCAUCGUCACUGGAAUUGCGAGACUUGGCGACAAUCUGACAGCCAACUGUGACUGGAGAAAACCGGGUGCACUAGACGGAUUUUAACUAUACAUUUUGAUUCUCCAUUGUAAAUAGACAUGUAUAUU
Messenger RNA from Macrosteles quadrilineatus (aster leafhopper), 2016 nucleotides. RefSeq names its product scoloptoxin SSD14-like. Gene Ontology annotation, biological process: glutathione catabolic process. The record is from RefSeq and is a predicted model, not a curated record. The transcript is spliced from 12 exons. Gene Ontology annotation, cellular component: plasma membrane. Gene Ontology annotation, molecular function: glutathione gamma-glutamate hydrolase. The coding region runs from base 200 to 1975 and encodes 591 amino acids. NCBI's taxonomy places the organism in Eukaryota, Metazoa, Arthropoda, Insecta, Hemiptera, Cicadellidae.